AAACGAAAUCUAUGGCGUCACUGAAUGCAACUAAUGGUGUCCACCUCAGUAGAACAUGGAUUGAUGAGAUCCUCGUUUCAUGUAGAAGCCAGAUAUUGGCUGGCGAUCAGUCUUAGAUAGCUAAGGAGAGCAAUCAAUUCGAAUUCGUGAACUUCCGAGCCUGGCUAGAACGCUGGUGAAGUCCAUUUUCGAAAUUAUCAGAUUCGGCGAACUGAAUUUCGAGUGUUUCUCGUGACGUCUGUACGCUUGCAAGCAGCGAGCUCAAUGAUAGCGUGCGAACGCCUCGAAGGUUGCUGGGUAAUCAUCAGCGAUCAGCAAGUCUGAAAACGUCGCUGUGAUAGACGCCAGCGAAGAUGAAGGCCUCACUAACAACAUACACGGAGCUGUCGGACCUCACGUCCUCUCUGGCGGAUGGCUCGCCGGAGGUUCAGCAAGCAACCGUGGACGCACUCAAGUCCAUCGCUGCAGUAAACCCCAAGCUCGUUCUGCUCUUCUGUUCAGAGUUGCUGCAGUCCGGCCAGAGCACCAGCCUGUGGUGGUCCCCCCCUCAGCUCCCCCAGCACCACAAGACCAACCUCUUCAAUGUCAUUGCAGCUGCCAUCUGCUCUCUUUCUCGCCAGCACUCUGCAGCUGCAGCAGCAGCAGCAGGCGGCUCAGCAGCAGCAGGUGCAGCAGCAACAGGAGGAGCAGCAGCAGGCGCGGGGGAGGUAGCAAGCACGGGUACAGCGGAAGGUGCAGGACUGAGGCUGGAUUCGGACAAGGGAGGGGUGUCAGAUCACAGCAUGCUGGUACAGAGCAUGAAGCUGGCGAUAGCAGAGAUGCAAGUGGCAGGGAGGUCAGGCACGGGCAGUGCUCAGGACAUUGGCUCGCCUCUGAACAUGGCUGUAGCAUCUGUGAUCACGGCUGUAGCAGCUGCGUCCACUCCAUUGGUUUUGGAGGAGGUUUUUCGUGCCCCACAGCCGCCACUGCACCUCAUUGCAGACGCGUUCGGACAGAUGGCAAAGAACCGACCUGCCGUGUUCCGUGCUGUGUGGCCCAGUAUUCUGAGGAAGAUCGUGCUGUCCAUGAGCCACUGGUGCAGGGCAUUCACGCAUGGGCAAGGCAUGGCUAUUGUGCGGGCGUUUCAGGAGAAUGGAAGGAGGGAGGGAGGAAGGGGAAGAGAUAGGCAUGGUGCUUUGGGAGGAGGAGAGGAGGCAGGAGCAAGGGAGGCUAGAGGCGAGGUGAAUCCGGAGGGAGGGUCGGGCAUUUCUGUCGUGACACCAGCACCGUUGGAUUCGUUGAGAAAUAUUCCUUGGACGGUUGAAGACUGGGAAGAGACUGUGGCUCUCCUGCAGUCUGCAUUCGACCUUUUCCUGCAGCGAUGGCUCCUCUCUUCCUCCACACCGGCCCGCCUGGCCACGGCAAAGGCCAUGGCAGAGAUGGCGUUUCUGCUGCAGGAGAGCUACCUGCGCUCCACCCUCAGCGCCCUGCUGCCUGCCCUCCGCUCCCUAUACGGCAAGGAGCCCGAGGAGUAUCAGCACGUACUCAUUACAGAAAGCCUCAGUACUCUCUUGAGAGCUCUUCUUGGGGGCAGCCCUGACCCAGACGGUGCUUCCAACACAGAAUCUACCAGCAGCAGCAGCAGCAACAGCAGCAGCAGCAACAGCGGCGGCGGCGGCGGGGGUAACACAGAUUCUGGUCCAGUCUCUGUGGCAGGGGGGCAAGUUGAGCAGGUUUUACCAGUGCAGGUUUCAUCUGAUUUCCAGGGUGGUGUGGCUGGUCCUGGUGCUGCUAGUUCUGCUGGUGGUAAAGCUGGUGGUGGCGCAGCAAUGGCACUUGGACGACCAAAGCAUGGGCUCAACCCAAAGGUGUUGCUGCCCACUCUGGAGUUCCUGUUCGCCCUGACUGGCCACUACACCAGCCGACUGGGCUCCAACACUGCUGAUAUCCGCACCACCAUCACUGGCCUGAAUGCAGCCAUGCGGUGCACCAUGACCAUCACAGAGGCAUUCCCACAACAUGCAUGCGCUUUCGCCAUCCAGAGAGCAGCCCACAGGGGAGUGGAUGCACGCAUCAGGCAGGGGGCUCUUGUUCUUCUGCGCCGCAUUGUGACCAGCAUGCCGCAAGUGUGGGCGGGGAGCGAGGAGCAGUUCUGCCAGGGGGCGAUCUACAUCGUCCAAUCAGAAGAGGCCAUGGAGAGCGGGCAGGACACGUCAGCACAGGAUAUUUUCGCUCUGGGCUGGGGACAGGGCCACUCCUCCUUGAGUCACUCCUCAAGCCUCCCCACUAGUGAACCAUCUAGCCCUGCUGGGAUCACGGCUUGCCCAAGAGGGGGUGAGGGGGGAGGAGGGGUAGGGGGAGGAACAGGGGGGAGUGCGGGAGGGGCAGGAGGGGCCACGGGAGGAGGUGGUGGAGGAAUGGGAGGAGGGGCAGGAGGAGGGGCAGCAGCAGGGGUGUCGCCGAUAGAGGCGGUGAUUCUGAAGCCGGUGGACGCAGUGGAGGUGGAGUGGAGUGCCGCGUGUGCUUCGCUACUGGGGUCAGCUGUGAUCGUGCCCAGAAACGUGCCGUGUGACGAGACACGCAAGGAAAUCGUCCAGCUCAUCCUCGCCAUGGCAGCCACCAAUCAGCUGCUGCCAGCUCACCCAGUCCCCGCCUACCACCUCCUCUUCUUCCUCAUCUCCCAAGCCGGCCGCUCCUUCCGCCCCGCCCCCUCCUCCUCUCUCUCCUCCUCCUCUUCUGCCAUUGACGCCAGCAGCACCAGCAGCACCAGCAUCAGCAGUGGUGGAGGGGGGCCAACAGGAAGGGAGGCGAGGAGGAGGGCGGCAGGAGGUGGAGGGGAUGAGGGGUCUCUGUACCAGGUCUGCAGCAAGGGAUUGAGCAUCCUCGCUAAUACCGUCCACACUAUGGAUGAUGUGAUGCUGCUGGCGCUGCUAAGAUCGCUGGUCAAGUCAAGCCUCGACUGCAUCUUGCCACUGGUUCUGCAAUGCUUAUCCACUAUUAUAUCUCGAAAGUCACCUUCCGCUUCUCACUUGGAGGUAGGAGCGGACUCAGGAGUACAAGCAGCAGGAGAUGGAGCAGCAGCGGGAGAAGGAACGAGUGCGGGAGGAAUUGAGGGAGGGAGAGGAAUUAGUGAGAGAAGGGGCGAAGGGGACGCAGGAGAGGGAGGAGUUAGAGGAGGCACGGUGGGAACGAGCAUUGGUGUGGGGGAGAAGGAUGCGAGUGCAGAGAGGGAGAUCAGGGGGCUUUCGCAGUUUAAGCUGCCACCACUGGAGGAGCUUCUGCCACGGCUGCUCAUUCUGCUUGGUAGCGACAAGACUCUCACUGAUGGACAGCGAAGGACGAGGAUAUUUCAGGUGCUUGAGUUUGUUCGGCAAAGCACUCUUCCAUCCGCUAUUGGAGCCAUGGCCCUCGAUAUCCAGCAUAUGAAGCUCCUGGCUGAGCGUCCACGACACAGCGAUAGGGCUGGGAGUGGCAGCCAAUCAGAGUGCAGAAGAUCCGUGUGGCAGGAUGCCACAAUGAAGAUGUUGCUGAGAGCUGUUGAUACGGUGGGCAAUGCUGACUGGACAGCUCGGGUGUGCGACGGCUUUGCUGCCUUCUACUCGUGGCCAUGUCUCGAUGCGAGCCAGCACAUUCUGCUGCACAGAUGCAUGGGAGCGCUUGUCCAGCGGGCAUCAGACGCAGUCUUCAUUCAGCGUCGGGUGGCGCUCAUGUUUGACUCGGCUACCCUCUCGGAACCGCUCGACCGACAUGCUCUUGCGAUGGGGCUUGGCGCUGUGGCAUCUGCUCAUCUGGAUGUGGUUCUGGCCACCUUGGAGCAAGUCCUUGACACCUACUCAGUCUCCAAUCUGCAACGGAUAUACCAAUUCGUCAGAACCCUCGGCUCUCAAUCCGCCAUCUUCAUUCCUAAAUCCUCCUCCUCCUCCUCUUCCGCCCCCAAGCUCACUCUCCCGCCUCUCGAGCGCCUCUUCAAGAAGGAGACUGCCACGUCAGCAGCUGCUGACUUCCUGCGGGACCCGCUGAUGCAUGAUGACGUGUGCUCUGUGCUUGCGCUGACGUAUGGGUACACGGUGGCCUUCUCGGAAGCUUCUGUGGUGAAUGCACGGAUCACAACGCUGCUGGAGGCCAAUGUGUUCACACCUCUGGCAGCAGUGACAUCCCUCCCAGCAAGGAUGGCGGUUGUUCAAGCCAUUCACAUGCUCGCCUCUGCUGCUCUCACCACCGCGUCAGCACCACACUCAGCAACCCCAUCAGUCCCAUCUACAGUCCAUAAAGCACCUCAUCCUACUGUGCUUGCAACACCCGCCCAUCCAACCACAUUCACACUACAAACCACCUCUAUCCCUCUGAAGAGCCGCGACGACCUCAUCAGCUGCUGCCUGCUCUUCCUCCCUCCCAUCCCCUCCCCACCACCACUCACACCACCCCCCUCCUCUUCCUCUGCCUCCUCCUCUGCACCCACCUCCUCCUUUGCGUCAUACACGGCGUCUUCCUCCUUCUUUACAUCCCCUCUCCCUUCUUCUGUCCCCACCUCGCUCCCCGGACCAACAUCUAGCUCCUCAGCAGGCCCAGCCCGAGGCUCAAGCACAGGCUCGGGCCCAGGCUCGGGUCCAGGCUCGGCAACUGCUGGUGGUGGUGGUGGUGCACCGAGGUUUAUAAUGAGGGUCAGGGGGGCGGAUGGGGCAGCAGCUAGCGCAGUGGGAGAGGCAUCAUACACAUUGGGGGAGGAGGAAGUUGGGCUUCAGAUUGCAUGUGUGCGGGCGUGCACGCUCCUUAUUCGGUCACAUCCCAAGCUCACUUCGGCUGUUCGCAAGAGUGUGCAGGCGGUUACUCCCCUGCUGUGCAUUGACGACACACGGCUGGCUGGUCGUAUGAAAGGAGGCCUGGAUGGGUUGAGUGGAGGAUGGGGAGAAGGAAGAGGGGGAAGUGGUGUAGAAGUUGGAGAGGGGGGGGGCGGAGGCGAGGGGAGGGAAGAACGAGAGGGGUCAAGUUCGAGUGGUUCGGAUAGUGAGGGUGAGGGCGAGGGGGAUGGGGGUGGGAAGGGAAAGAGGAGAAAAGGGAGGAGGAAGCAGGUGGUUGGUCCGUUGGCAUUCAGCGUCAUAUCUCUGCUCUGUAGCGUGCUACAGAUGAGCAACAAGGACAGCAGGGAAGAGGAAGAGGAGCUCCAGCACAUCCUCUCUCUGCUCCGUCCCCUCCUCUCCCUCCUCCUCCCACCUCCUCCUCCCCAUCCCUCCUCCCAGCUACCCUCUGCCCUCAACCCCACCACUCUCCUUUCCUCCGCCUUCACCUCAUCCCCACCCAGUUCCGCCCCAACCAGUUCUUCCCUACCCAGCAGUAGUCAAGUGGGUAGCAAGCCCGGAAGCAACCCCAAUAGCAAGCCGAGUAGCAAGCCUAGCAGUAAGCCUGGCAGUCAACCUGGAAGCCCCGGACUCAGAGCAAGGGGCAAAUCGAACUUGGGAGGUGGAGCAGGCGGAUGGGAGAGAGGGGGAGGAGACGCAGGAGAGGCGGUGGCAUCAGCGGUGGAGGUAGUGAUGGCAGCACAGCAGCGGGUGCUGACGGCGUAUCUGGCUGUCUGCGCCCAGUUCCAUACGUUGGCGCUUGUGGAACACCGGCUGCCAGACUGCUGUUGGGAAGACGUGUGCUCGUUCCUGGAGGCUAGCAGGGGUGGAUUGAGCCAUUUGGAAGCACAGGACGCUCGCUCUCACCCAUCGCGCCCAUCUCUCAACCUGGGCCACCACAUGGCUGUCAUCCUGCCCUUCUGUGCCAAUGCCGACCGCACACUGCAACUUCUCAGCUGCAAGGUGGUUCUUUUGCUCCUGACAACAGCUGUAUCCCUCUCCUCUCCACCUGAAAACCCACCUGAAAAUUCGCCUGGCAAUCCACCUGCAAGCACUGCCACUGAGCCCAACAGAUCGCCGCAGUCGCCAAGCCAUUCCCCCCCCGCCUCGCCGUCCGCCCUCCCUCUCUCCUCCCACCCUGCAACGCACCAAUCAGAGGGGACCACAGCAGCAGCCGCUGCUCCCCACUCUGAUUCCCUUUCAUCCCCUCAAGUUCAACCGACUCGGUUCGCAAGUGCCCCACCAGGGGGUACUUACCCUGUGCUCCUUGCUUCUCUGGAAGCAAAGAUCUCUGCAGCUGUGUCGAGUGAGGGCCCAUCUCAGGGAUCGGAGGAGGCAGAGGAGCAACGCGCGAUGCUGUUUGAUGCUGCUGUGGAGUGCAUUGCAAACAUACUCACAGCUGAGGAGGUGGCAGUGCUGCUGCUAGCAGCAGACGCCUUCCUCCACAUCACCUGCGCGGGCCACACCACCAGCACUUCUACCGACCAGGGGAAGAAAGAAAUUGAGGAGGGGGAGGGAGGAUUCGACCAUUCUCAGAGCCCUGAUUGUCAGUACGUGGGGAGCGUUGUGAGUCGGUGCAUGGAGGCAGUUCUCACCAUCGUCUCCCUCCGAGGCCACCAGCUGCUGCUGCAGGCAGAAUCUGAGCGGUCGUCAGUGCAGCAGCAACCACUGCAAGAGCUGCAGCCAUCCCAAGGCAUGAAGCAUCAUCCCAGUCCGAAACUGAAAACGCUCAGAUUAGGUCUGGGCUUGCAAGGCGUUGUUUCAACGGAAGUGGUGCAGCAGCAGCAGCAGCAGCCUGACUUGCAAGGUGGUGGUUUAUUGGAGCAGCAGCAGGAGCAGGGCUGUGCUGGGAGGAUCAUCGAUCGCAUUGUUGCAGCCUCCCUUGGUUGCCACUACCGCUCUGCCCGCCAGCCUGCCUUUGCUGCGGUGUGCUCGCUGGCGGCCUCCUGCAGCCCCUCGGCCCUGUUCCUCUGCGUGCUCCAACAUGUGGAGGAAGCCUCUGGGAAGCUGCCGGCCUUGGAAGAGCUUGUAGAGGAAAUAGCUCAACAUCCCUCACUUGGUCCUCAGCUUCUAGACCUGCUUCUCCCCAAGCUCAUCCCGGGCUUUAACCCUGUGGGCCUCGCUGACUUGCGGUCAACAGCAGAGCCCUCAGUGCAGUCACACGCACAGUCACAUUCAGAGUCACAAGCAGGGUCACAAGCAGAGCAACAGGCGCAGGAACAAGCACAGCUGCAGUCUGCUGUUGGGUCGGUGCCGGCAGGAGGGACUGAGGCAGCAGUGCCAUCAGAAGCAGAGGUGGGGGAGGGGCAGGUUGGGUCGGUGUCUGCUGCUGCUCCAGCAGCAACGGAAGAGGCACAACUGGGGCAGGCUGCAGCUGAGGGUGCUGCUGCUGCUGCUGCUGCUGCUGAUGCUGCUGCUGCUGCUGUUGCUGCUACAGUUGUGGCAAGUGCGGGGAGUGCGGGGAGCGCAGGGAAGCCCUUCAUCUACUCCUCUGAGUCCAAAGCGGCCAUCCGGACUCUGGGGAUCAUGCUCAGGUCGUCAUCAGACGAUCUCAAGCUAGCAGCGCUAUCUCACUCCAUCCCCACCAUCUACAGUCUCAACCUGCUCCUGUGUGGUCUCGCCAUCGACACCAUUGCCUCGCACCCUGAGGCUGCUCUCUCCCCCAAUGGCCCCCUCAGCAAGCGAAUCAAUGACGCCAUCACAGCGCCAGACGGGGGGCUCUGGUCCAGCGACCCCUUCUUGCUGGUCUAUGGUGCUCUCCGUUGUGUUGCUCGCUUCUUCAGCCACCAACCCCUUAUUGAGAUUCUCGAGACCUUUUCACCCGACGAGGGGGAGAGUGAGCGAAAGGAGCAGGCAGGCGGGGCGGGAGGGGCCAAGGACAGCGAGCAGGGAGGCAGUGAGCUUGACACCAGUAUGGGGCAGCUGUUGGUGCUGUAUCGCUUGAUGCAAGCUCUUAUGGCGGCCACUUUGAAUGCCGGGGAGAGCUCGCACGGUGUGGAGGUGCUGUAUGUUGAAGCGUUUCUCACCCGAGCUGUGGAGUGCAACAGCGUUUACAAGUACAUCACAGAUGCUGCUCUUAUCUGCCAUGCAACGAGCGUGGAAGGGAGCGCGCACACACCUGACCUGGAGGCAACAAUUGCAUGGCAGCUGGACCGUUUCCAGGAAGCUUCCUCUGCAGCUCGAGCCGUCAUCCUGCUUAUACUCUCUAAGCUGCCCCAGUCCACCGCCCCACUACCCCCCACCGUGCUGCAUCGAAUUCUCUCCACCGCCUCUCUCUCCCUGCAAGACUCAAGCGCCAUGGUAUCGCUUGCUGCUACCAUCUGCAGCCAUCAGUGCCUUUCGCAGUGCAGCUUCCCAGCCCGUCAGCCGCUGCCAGCUGUCACCAUCCUCCAAUCGGCGAGGGCUAUCUUGAAGAGCCGUGAUUCCACAGCCCAAGCAGCAGCAGCAUGGAUGGCAGGCGCCUUGGCCGCAUGCCUCUUAAACCAGCAGCAGCAGCAGCAGCAGCAGCAGCAAAGCAGCAACGAUUCACAGCAGCAGAGUGAGGAGAGCGGGAGCACAGGAGCUCACACAUACAUCACAUCUGAGCCUUGCUUGGCUGCCGAGCCAUUACCCUCCGUUGAAGAUCUCAAACCCGAGGUUCGGGAGACAAUGGCAGCCAUGUGGUUCCUCUCAGACCAACAACCGGAUAGAGUCACGCAUGCGUGCAAGGCAUGCUCGUAUCGCCUGGGUCAGCUACUGUUGCCCAAUCAAGGCGCUGAAUGCACCCACCAACUAGCCACGAGCUCCCCUCUCUUCUCACACAGCUUCUAUCAGUAUCUGUCGCACGACUUGGUGUCGAAUUUCGACACGUACACUGGAUUUGCACUGGAGGCACUCUCCAACCCCUCAGACUCCGUUAAAAUCACAGCAAUAGCUUUUUUCACUGGCCUCAUUCGAUUCGUCGCGGAAAAUAGAUCAUCACUUGGGAAGGCUGUAUCAGAUCCCACAACAAGUAGUGCAUCCGGCUCCUGCCUUCAAGCUACAAGCCCCUUGCCUUCCACUGCUUCGUUUGCCAUCCCUGUGGCUCUCACUAAAGCGCUUUCUCAACUACUAAAGAAGUCUCCAAAUGCGGCGCUUAGAUCAGUGGCAGCAUCGUCAUUAGGAGAGAUCCUCCGCUUGUCAUUGAAGAAAGAGAAGGCAAGUGCCUAAUGGCGAGUUUUAGAACGCCUAGAACUUGCGGUUUGGUAGUCACGAAAGGAUGGGGUAGAAACAUGAGUUGCAUUCAGGUUCCUUAGGAGUGGAAAUCUUAUGAUUUGUGUGCAUCCUAACAUACUAUCCGAAUGGAAACUUACAGC
Closterium sp. NIES-67 is the source of this 9148-nucleotide messenger RNA. The record is from the annotation of a GenBank genome assembly. Lineage: Eukaryota; Viridiplantae; Streptophyta; Zygnematophyceae; Desmidiales; Closteriaceae.